CAAACUUUGCAAAGGCAAUCUAAAGAUCAAGGAAGAUAUGGCUUUCAUUGAUGGCGUGCUGGCAGCCGGCGGAAUAGCCCACGAGCCGGAACUACGUCCGUUUCUGCUGGACAUUGCCUACACCAUGAUGAGGGAUAGCCUGUUGGAGGCCCGGCGCUAUGCCGAUCUCCAAAAUCAAACUAAUAUCAAUGUCGAGCAUAUCCGAAUGACCCAAUUUGUAGAACCUAGGGCUGACCUACUGCCGAUGGACGAUGAGCCCUACUCGGCUUCCACGGGAGCUACAGUGCCACCGGAUUCGGCUCGAAUGGAUCCUAAGAAGUCCUCGGAGCCACAGGGGCAUGCCAGAAGGGUUGAACCUGAAGUGAAGGCCCCCAAAAAAAUGAAAUUAGACUAAAGGGCCAACAUCAACCUUGACGGCGACACGUGCAACGAGGUCUAUUUGAUUGAUCAACAAUUAAUAUUAAACACAUUUGAUAUAAAAAUGCAUUUAACUUUUUUAUAAUAUAUGAUUAUCAAUAUUCA
Messenger RNA from Scaptodrosophila lebanonensis, 522 nucleotides. RefSeq lists its product as uncharacterized. The record is from RefSeq and is a predicted model, not a curated record. The transcript has 2 exons. Lineage: Eukaryota; Metazoa; Arthropoda; Insecta; Diptera; Drosophilidae. Bases 38 to 394 code for a protein of 118 amino acids.